UGCCUGGCAUAUAGUAAGCACCCUACAAAUAUAUGUGAUGAUGAUGAUGAUAACAGACAAUCUGACAACAUUUAUCUAAAGAAAAAAAAUGUACAUUUCCUUGGACUGAGUGAUGUUGGUUCUAGGAAUGUAUCCUAGGGAGAUAGUAAGUUGAGUGCUUAAAGAUAGGUACAAGACUAUUCAUUGCAGUGCUGGUUGUAACAAUAAAACAUUAGAAGUAUCCUGCAUGUCCAUGAAGAGACAUCUCUUCUUAGGGAUAUUUCCACUCAUAUAUAUGUCAUUUUUCUUCUCUACAACAUUUACAUUAAACAGUUAAUUUCCUUAGAUAUAGCCAAGAUAAACACUCCACAAAUUCUUGAUGUCUUUCAGGGAGGUGACUUUAAAAACAAACAAACCAAAAUGGGACAUUGAUCCUGUAUGCAUUCCCAGAGGAAUAGAGACCUCAUUGUAUGUAGUAGGGGAACUCUUAUAAAUGAGCUAUUCCUCACAUGUCAUGUAGAGGUUGAUAUAGAAUAAUCUGGAUUCAAAUGAUAAAAUUUUAGAGGCACUGGCCAAGCUUUGAACCAAUUUUAGAAAUGAGGAUUUGCCAUAUUUUAGCCCCAAGAAACAGAAUUAGUAAAGGGAGAAUACAGUUAGAAUAGAAUAUCAAUAAAAACUUUAGUCUUUCUCUUGAAUUCUGAGAGUUUCAUAAGCCCCAAACCCAGAGUUUCAAACUAGGGAAGACAUGCUAAGUAGUUUGAGAAUGGGGAGAAUGCUGCAAAAAUUAAGGAUGUAUUUCUCAAAAAAGGAGAAUGAUGGUAGUGGUUAGAAGAGGCAAUUUCCUUCCUCUUAUCUAAUUUCGGCUCCAGAGCCUCCAGCAGAAACUCUUCAAAAUCUUGCAUGUUACAGACUUCACUACCCCCAUCGGAUUGGAGAUAACAUGUGGCUCGUGACAGCUCUGCUCCUUUGGGUUCCAGCUGGUGCGCAAACGGACCCCACAAAGGCAGUGAUCACCUUGCAGCCUCCUUGGGUCAGUGUAUUCCAAGAGGAAAAUGUAACCUUAUGGUGUGAGGGACCCCAUUUACCUGGGGACACCUCUACACAGUGGUUUCUCAAUGGCACAGCCAUUCAGACCUUGACCCCCAGACACAGAAUUGCUGCUGCCAGUGUCGGUGACAAUGGUGAAUACAGAUGCCAGACAGGUCUCUCAGUGCCAAGUGACCCAGUACAGCUGGAAGUCCACAGAGAUUGGUUACUGCUCCAGGUCUCUAGCAGAGUCAUCAUGGAAGGGGAACCUCUGACCUUGAGGUGUCAUGGAUGGAAGAAUAAGCUGGUGUACAAGAUGCUUUUCUACCAAAAUGGCAAGGUUUUUAGGUUUUCUCCUCAGAAUUCUGAAGUCACCAUUCUGAAGACCAACCUGAGUCACAAUGGCAUCUAUCACUGCUCAGGCGAGGGAAAGCAACGCUUUGAAUCAGCAGGAGUAUCUAUCACUAUAAAAGAGCUAUUUCCAGCCCCAGUGCUAAAAGCAUCUUUGUCAUCACCCAUCCUGGAGGGGCAUCUGGUCAACCUGAGCUGUGAAACAAAGUUGCUCCUACAGAGACCUGGUUUGCAGCUUUACUUCUCCUUCUACAUGGGCAGCAAGACCCUGCUGAGCAGGAACACAUCCUCUGAAUACCAGAUACUAACUGCUAAGAGAGAAGAUUCAGGGUUAUACUGGUGCGAGGCAACCACAGAAGAUGGCAAUGUCAUCAAGCGCAGCCCUGAGUUGGAGCUUCAGGUGCUUGGCCUCCAGACACAAACUCUUGUUUGGUUUCACGUCCUUUUCUAUCUGGCAGUGGGAAUGCUAUUUUUGGUGGACACCAUUUUCUGUACGAUUAUAUAUAAGGAACUGCGAAGAAAGAAAAAGUGGAAUUUAGAAAUCUCUUUGGACUCUGGUCAUGAGAAAAGAGUAAACUCCUACCUUCAAAAAGAGAGGUAUUUAGAAGAGCCAUAAUGUCAUGAACGAGAGCAGCUGCAAGAAAGGACAUACCAGAAGCCACGGAGGGAGGGCUGUGGCAGCCCAGCAGGGGCCCACCACGGAUCUAGACAGUCCCUUGCCUUCUUCUCUGUGCAAGCGCUGGGGUGCAAACAUCUGAAAGUUUAAACACAUUAGAACUGUGAGUCUCAUGACAGAUAUCUGAUUAACUCUGAAAUAAAGCAAACAAAUGAGCUGA
Messenger RNA from Mirounga angustirostris (Northern elephant seal), 2192 nucleotides. RefSeq names its product Fc gamma receptor Ia (gene FCGR1A). Gene Ontology annotation, cellular component: plasma membrane. The coding region runs from base 920 to 1972 and encodes 350 amino acids. Gene Ontology annotation, molecular function: transmembrane signaling receptor activity. Lineage: Eukaryota; Metazoa; Chordata; Mammalia; Carnivora; Phocidae. Gene Ontology annotation, biological process: cell surface receptor signaling pathway. The record is from RefSeq and is a predicted model, not a curated record. The transcript has 6 exons.